This is a messenger RNA of Fonsecaea nubica, 993 nucleotides long. RefSeq lists its product as hypothetical. Bases 1 to 993 code for a protein of 330 amino acids. The transcript has a single exon. The record is from RefSeq and is a predicted model, not a curated record. NCBI's taxonomy places the organism in Eukaryota, Fungi, Ascomycota, Eurotiomycetes, Chaetothyriales, Herpotrichiellaceae.
AUGUUCGUGGUUACCCUCGAUGCACUUGGGACAUUGUACAAUUUUCGACAGCCAGUAUCUGUGCAGUACCUUCAAGUUGCCGAAAGUUGUGGGCUCAAGGUCAAAGUCGAUCUCAAACAGCUAGAUCGAUCGUUCAGGUCUUCCUUCAAGCACUACAACACCGUACACCCCAACUAUGGCAAGAAGACACUUGGGAGCCCCGAGGAAUGGUGGACUAAGGUUGUCAACCAGGCAUUCGGCGAUCUCGUGGAAGGGGGAGAGACAGCGCUGCCGAAGGAAUUGGGGUCUGCCCUCUACAAACACUUUUCCUCCAGUGCUGCGUAUGAACCAUUUGCCGACGUGAAGCCCUUUCUUCAGAGCAUGGCUGCGCUCAAGAAACAGUUUGCGGACCCAGAAGGACCCCUCGUGGCGACUGGGAUCGUCACAAACUCCGACCCUCGCGUCAGAGAGGUGCUUCAGGACAUGGGUUUCCGCGUAGGGCCUUCAAGCAUUCCGGAUUUCGAAAGUGUAAUGAAAACGCACAUGGAGAGUCUCCGCGACCCGUCAUCCAACGUGGUCUUCGCUAGUCCCUUCAGAGACUAUUACAAUCCCCAGAACGACUUUGAUUUCCUUUGUACGAGCUAUGACGCCGACGCAGAGAAGCCGCAGGAGAGAAUCUGGAUGGAGGCCAUGAGGCUUGUCUUUCCAAUGCCGAUUUCUCGAUCCGAACAGCACUGUGAGCCAGCCUCUAGCAUAACAGAAGCGUUCAGAAAGGUGUCCUCGGCUAUCGGCCACCAGUCGGACAUUUCUAGGAUGCUGCGGAUUCACAUUGGAGAUGAGUACUCGAAAGAUUAUGUUGGCGCUGUCAAGACUGGCUGGGAAGCUCUUCACCUCGAUCGAGCGGGAAAUAGCUCCAACUUGGGAAGCGAUGUCAAAGUCGUCCAAUCCCUCGACGAAGCUGCCAUGGUUGUAAAUCUGAUGGCCCGAGAGUAUUUCGGCGAAGGCGAGCCUUGA